Exophiala xenobiotica is the source of this 1343-nucleotide messenger RNA. RefSeq lists its product as uncharacterized. Lineage: Eukaryota; Fungi; Ascomycota; Eurotiomycetes; Chaetothyriales; Herpotrichiellaceae. The transcript has a single exon. The record is from RefSeq and is a predicted model, not a curated record. Bases 69 to 1118 code for a protein of 349 amino acids. Gene Ontology annotation, molecular function: protein binding.
GUAAUUCCUGUUUCGACCUCGAAUGACACCGAGAUCUUUUUCUUAACCCGCCGCCCAUCACGCACACCAUGUCCUUCAAAUCCACCGGUCCCAAGACUCGACCAGAACGUGUAAAACCCGCUCAACCAACAGAUACCACUCCUCUGCCGCCGUCAUGGUCGCAAUCCCGCCGCUCCUCCUCCUCGUCCUCCAUCGCCUCCUUCCACUCGGCACGAUUCCCUCCAGAUGAAGAGUCCCGAAUGCUCGCCUCCUCACACGACCUCAAAUCCCAGGCGAACACACAAUUCUCCAACCAAGACUACUCCUCCGCAAUCGGCACCUACGACCGCGCGCUGGCCGAAUUACCCGGCUAUCUCGACUUUGAAAUGGCCGUACUACAAAGCAACAUCGCGGCCUGCCACCUGAAACUCGAGCAAUGGAAAGAAGCCGUCGACAGCUGCGAGAAGGGUCUAGAGGGACUCGAGCGCGAAAUGCCCACAAAGCCAAAACAAAAAGCCAAAGCCCGGACAAAGAAGACAAAGACCACCUCGAACAAGGACAAAGACAAAGAGGCCACCAACGGCACUCAGAGACGAACCAGCAGACUCAACUCAGACACCGAGACCGAGUCCGAGUCCUCCUCGCCCGUCGUCUCGCCGAAAAAGGACAAAGGAGAUGACGACCAGGAGGACGACACGGUGGUCGAACUCCCCUCCGACGUCGACGAGGCUUCCACACUAGCUGCCCUCCAACUCUCCGAUGCACGCAAAUCCGACAUCCACCGCAUCCGGACAAAACUACUCCUCCGGCGUGGUCGAGCGCGAUCGUGUCUCGAACCGCAGACCUGGUCCAACCUUUCCGCCGCACUGGAAGACUACACAACCCUCCAAAAGCCCGAGUACUUCAAUGCACUGCCCCCUUCGGACCAAAAGACCGUCCGCCAGGCUCUGGUGUCCUUACCGCCCAAAGUCAGCGCGGCUAAGGACAAGGAAGUCGCUGACAUGAUGGGGAAGCUGAAGGACCUGGGCAAUGGCAUCCUGAAGCCGUUCGGCCUGAGCACGGAGAAUUUCAAGGUCGUGCAAGGUGAGGGUGGCGGGUAUAGUCUCAGCUUUGACGGCGGAGGAGGGAAGAAGGCGUGAUUCAUGAUGCGUGAUCUCUAUGCGAAGUAAGACAUGAGUCAACCAUUUCUACUGGUAGUCCUGGGUUUUUGGUGAUGGACGGUCUUGGAUAUGUCGAUGUCCGAACAUGAUGAUGAACUGAUGGGCACAAAAAGCAAAAGUCCUCAACGAGAAAAGAAGUACGAAGUAAGAUGGAUAGCAUGUAUGAAAAUGCGAAUAAUCUCUAAGGUACCUAUUAUGCUGCGG